Sinocyclocheilus anshuiensis is the source of this 962-nucleotide messenger RNA. Its product is annotated as iron-sulfur cluster co-chaperone protein HscB, mitochondrial-like. Bases 73 to 891 code for a protein of 272 amino acids. The record is from RefSeq and is a predicted model, not a curated record. Gene Ontology annotation, molecular function: ATPase activator activity; protein-folding chaperone binding. The transcript has 6 exons. Gene Ontology annotation, cellular component: mitochondrion. Gene Ontology annotation, biological process: [2Fe-2S] cluster assembly; protein complex oligomerization. NCBI's taxonomy places the organism in Eukaryota, Metazoa, Chordata, Actinopteri, Cypriniformes, Cyprinidae.
GCUAACUUUUAUUUUGACAAAAUUGUAUUGACAGGAAGUAGCGCGCUAACAUUCUAUAAGCCUGCUUUCGUAAUGUGGGUUAGCAUGAUAACGUUAUACAGACUCCGGUUUUUGUCAAUAUCUCACGGAUUUAAAAAUGCAACCAAAUUUAUAUCAAAUGGACAACUUCUUAACGUCGUCUUACUUCCGUGUUUCGCUUCAGGAAGAGCUAUCAGCUCUUACAGGAAAGAUAUUCAUGGUGUUUCUCACCGUAAAGCAGUUAAAGGACACUUGACUCUGAACUCUUUCAGCACUGUCACAGUCAACAGACUCUGCUGGAAAUGCGGAUCUUCAGCUGAAUUAUUUUUCUGUCCGUCCUGUAAUGUGAUCCAGCCUCCUGAUGACAAGACGAAUUAUUUCGACAUCUUGAACUGUGAACAAACAUUUUCUUUGGACACCCAGAAACUUCAGAAAAGAUAUGUGGAGCUGCAAAGAGCUGUCCAUCCUGAUAACUUCAGCCAGAAAUCAUUGAAAGAGCAGGAAUAUUCAGAAGAACAAUCAGCAUUGGUGAACAAAGCCUACAGAACGCUGCAGAAACCUUUGAGUCGGGCCGUCUACAUGCUGGAGCUGCGAGGGGUUUUGCUGGAGGAAGGUACGGGCGCCACCGCAGACCCCACGUUUCUCCUAGAGGUAAUGGAGAUCAACGAGAGACUCGCAGAGACGUGGAGCCAAGACGAGGUCAGCGCUAUCGGGCGGUCUGUGCGAGAGAAACUGAAAGACUUGACUGAACGGAUGAAUUCAUCCCUGAACAAAGGGGAUCUGCUGACCGCCAAAGAGCUCCUGGCCCAAAUGAAGUACUUCACAAAUAUAGAGGAGAAGGUAAAAGACAGAAUUGCUGAGGGAAAAUUGUAAACAAUUUGCAAUUGUAAUCCAGCUCAGCAAAAGAUUUCACGCUUGGCGUAUAUUUGUUGUAUUAUUGUUGU